GUCAAACGUCACUUUUGUGUUUGGUGCUUGUGACUUAGCGUUUGUGUUGAUUUUAUUUUUGUUUUUCAUUAUUUUCAAACUAAAUACUAAUGGUUUGGUACGUUAUUACACAUUAGGAUGACAAUGGAAAGAAGAAUAAAACUAAAAACAUUAAACAGUCAUAUUACGUGUAAGAUUUGCCGCGGCUACUUCAUUGACGCGACCACAGUUACUGAGUGUCUUCAUACGUUCUGCAAGAGCUGUCUAGUGAAGCACUUAGAAGAGAACAACACGUGUCCAACAUGCAACAUAGUGAUACAUCAGUCCCACCCGCUGCAAUACAUAAGCUUCGACAGGACGAUGCAGGAUAUUGUGUACAAGCUUGUACCCGAUCUGCAGGACAAUGAAAUAAAGCGUGAGCGUGAUUUCUACCGCGCCCGCGGGUUACCGUGUCCCAAGGAUGCAGCGCUUGCCGCGGAUAAGCCCGGCGGUGGGGAUGAGCCCGAACAGCAGGAUAAUAGCGACUGUCAUAGGAAGGAUGAGCAAGUGAAUGUUUGUUUGGAAUGCAUAUCAACAUCGCUCCGAACGCUAAAGCGUAGUUUCAUUCGAUGCUCAGCACAGGCCACCAUCACGCACCUCAAGAAGUUUGUAGCUAAGAAAGUGUUGAACGGAAUAGACAAAUAUAGAGAAAUUGACAUACUAUGCAAUGACGAAUUACUAGGCAAGGAUCAUACAUUGAAAUUCGUUUACGUGACUCGGUGGAGGUUCAGGGAUCCCCCGCUACGGUUACAAUAUAGACCCAAGAUUGACAUAUAAUUUAUUAUUUCUUGUGAUUAAAGAUGAAUAAUUUUUAUUUAACAGUUCCAUAGACUAUAGACUAAAGAGCAGCUUUGUUUAUACCGGGUGUAUAUAUAAUCUAUGUACAUAUCAAAUUUCAACCAUUUCUGUUUAGUAGUGUUUGGUUAAAAGACUUAUAUUUUCACAUCUCAUGCAAAUUUUUAUGUGCAAUUUGUAGUUAGUGUAAUGACAAUAAUCAAGUAAAAUCUGAAUACAUAUUUAUACAUUACAAUUUCGUAAAACAGUAUAAUAUCAAUAAAAAUUACAUUUAAAUUAUAUAAUUUUCAAAGUUUUCAUUUUGUGGAAAGAUGUAUGAAAAUAAUGGAGUGAUAAUGGGGACCAGAAGGUAGUUAUGUUAUCACGAAAGUAUUUUAUGUUGUAAGCAUUAAAUGAAGGAAUUUGUUCAAUUAUAUUUUCACCUUAAAAUCAGAAUUAAUUUAUGAAAUAGAACAUUUCAUAAAUUAAUUUCGAUGUAUGAGGCAAAGGCGCAUUUAAAUUAACUAUUUAGUAUUUACUACCUAUAUAAUUUAAAUAUUAAAAAAAAAAAAAUACUUCACUAUUAUGUUUUAGGUAGUAAGUUUGUAAAAUGUAUACUUUGUAAAGAACAAAAUAACAUUUUAUUAUUCUUCAUCUUUAAUCAUACAGAUAAUCUCAGCUGUAACAUUGUGCUUAUAGAUAACAAGUAUUAUAAUGUUUAUUUGGAGAUUUUGUUAGUGACAUAGCGGCUAAUUUAUUUAAUAAAAAAUAUGUAUACAUACUCACAAACAUUUUGUAGAUUAACUACAAAAACGGGUAAGUUUCCUUGCAAAAUUGGUGUAAAUAAGCACAUUACAAAUAAAAAAUUGACAAAAAAAAUAAAGAUUGUAACAAGUUUGUUUAUUGAUGAUGAAAACAUUUUGUUUAAUGAUGAUGAAAACAUUUCUG
Messenger RNA from Colias croceus (clouded yellow), 1740 nucleotides. RefSeq names its product polycomb group RING finger protein 3 (gene l(3)73Ah). Gene Ontology annotation, cellular component: PRC1 complex. The record is from RefSeq and is a predicted model, not a curated record. The transcript has 5 exons. Lineage: Eukaryota; Metazoa; Arthropoda; Insecta; Lepidoptera; Pieridae. The coding region runs from base 118 to 795 and encodes 225 amino acids. Gene Ontology annotation, biological process: regulation of transcription by RNA polymerase II.